UAAUGUACAGACAGUCUGCUGCAUUUUCUACUUUGCUCAAGUUUGACUUUCAAGUUGGGGUGAGUUUUGUAGUACUUGUCUUGGAGCAGGGUGUGAACCUGACCACACUGGAGAUAGUCACUUUAAGUGUGGGACUGCCUUUUUCAUUCCUGUGGCUAAUUCUUGGAUGGAUCACGAUGAGGAAAGAAAUUAAACCCUUGAUGUGGAUUUUUAUUGUUCUGGGGCUAGUGGGACCAGCAUAUGUCAUUUACAAAAUAGUGAUGUUAUUUGAAAAUCUAAAGGAAGAGCAGAGUGAAAAAUUGCUGAUUUAUGCAGUCAUUGUUGCAGGUGCUCUGGAACUGUUAGUACAUGUCAUCCUACUUAUCCAGGCUGUGGUGGUGUACAGAAACUUUAAGAAGGGACUCAAAGAAAGGGCAUUUGACCCAACAGAACAAACUAGUUUGCUUGUGGCUGCUGGUCGCAGAUAGACCCCAUUUAUACAAUGCAGGACCCGUCUUCUCAGAUAUUGUAAUGGGUAAUGUUAUUGGUAUGGAGAUUGUACAGCAGAUCUUUGACAGUAUACCAUGUCAGGUCCUCAGCAGGAUAAACUUUUAGAUGAUGUUUUUGCAGUGAAAUUCGUCAUCGCGAGGAUGCAUUUUAAUAGAGUUUUAGAUACUUCUUCAUGAGUUUUGAUCUGUCAUCAGACGUGAAUCUGCUUGUUGCUGUUUCUGUACAUUUGUGUAACAACUGCUGCAAAGAAUGCAAACAGAGAAGCAAGAAUCAGCAGAACAAGACCAGUAUGCAAGUAUUAUUACGAGAACAAAGCUGUUUUUAAUGCCUUAUUAUGAUAUUAAUAUCUGUCAUUAAUGUUUUCGUUUUUAAUAUAACAUGAUUCUCAAUCACCAGUAAGAGUGUUGAUUUUGAAACAGAGUGGUCACUGAAUUUCUGGUACCAUCUUGUUACCUGUGAAUCAUAAGAAGUCUAUGAUUCUGUAGGGCACUUAUGGUUCUCUUAGUCCCUGACAGUAAAACCAGUGCACCUGUCUGAAAAAUUUUAUGAUAUUUUAUAUAAGCAUUAAUGCCAAUACUACCCCAGAUGUGGUAAUACAUUUAUUGAUAAAAAAAGGUGUAGAAUUGUAUAUGUUGGUGUCUGUGUGUGUAUUCCAGACGGUUUGUUUCUCUCUUCUUGUUCAUUUGUUGUGAUGCUUGGCUUUUAUCCUACAGUGUGUGUAUACAUGUACGGAAUAUAUAUUUUUUUUCAUGUAUCAUGACGUAACCAUUAAUGCAUAUGUCUUUAGCCUAUUUUACAUUAAUUAUGAACUUAAGCAAGAUUGCAUAUAUGAUACUAAUUAGCUUGCCAUACUUUUGUCAAUUAUUAAUUCUUCACCAGUGUCAAAACCGUGCGGGCAGCUAAAUGUAUUUUAUGACACGGGGAGUCGUCAGAAUAACCAUUUUGUGUCUUGGCGUGUACGUAUUAGCUAUUGUUGUAAUUUGUCUCAUUACCAGAUAUAGUGCAUUUGUGAUUAUAUAAAGGGCAGUUGUAUUCGCAUAAAAAAUGGCUCUAUGGAAUUGUGAUUAGUCAGUAUGUCAGCUUUUACACAUUAGGUGGCUUACUAGCAACAGCAUAUUUACAAUCGCUUGCCAUUGUUUUAUCCUUUUGAGCACAAAGUAUAUAUUUUUAUAUGUAAUUAGUGAUUUGGUAGCGAUUGUAUAACGAAUGGCCAAAUACAUGUGCGCGCCAUGCAUUCAGCAUUUUUAUUAAACAUUGUCUUUGGUGCCCUCUUUUGAGUAUUUUGCAAUUUGUUCCAGUAUAUCGAUGUGUGUUUAGGUUUCAGACUUAAAGCUGUGAGAAAUUACUCCUUUGCCAGAUUAAGCAUAGCGACGAAGUUGGCCGGACAAGCUUAAUAUUUUUUCUUGAUAAGCGCCCUUUUUUUCUUAGAACGCGCGAUUUGCUUACCCUGAGAGGAUUUUAUUGUCAAACCUACGAUGUCAUUUUAAAUAAAUUUGUAUUUUCUGUUA
Messenger RNA from Lingula anatina, 1997 nucleotides. RefSeq lists its product as uncharacterized. The record is from RefSeq and is a predicted model, not a curated record. Lineage: Eukaryota; Metazoa; Brachiopoda; Lingulata; Lingulida; Lingulidae.